GCAGACGGGGUCUAGGCGCGCGGCUAGCGGCAGUUGGAGGCGCGCGAGCCGGCAGACUGUUGGCUAGAAGACUUGAGAGCAGCGGCAGCAAGAACUGGCGCCAUGGUGGAGAAGGAGGAGGCCGGUGGCGGCAUCAGCGAGGAGGAGGCGGCACAAUAUGAUCGGCAGAUCCGCCUCUGGGGAUUGGAAGCUCAGAAACGGCUUCGGGCCUCCCGUGUGCUUCUUGUCGGCAUGAAAGGACUUGGAGCUGAAAUUGCCAAGAAUCUCAUCUUGGCAGGAGUGAAAGGACUGACCAUGCUGGAUCAUGAACAGGUAUCUCCAGAUGAUCCUGGAGCUCAGUUCCUGAUUCGCACUGGGUCCAUUGGCCGAAACAGAGCUGAAGCCUCUUUGGAGAGAGCCCAGAAUCUCAACCCCAUGGUGGAUGUGAAGGUGGACACUGAGGAUAUAGAGAAGAAGCCUGAGUCAUUUUUCACUCAGUUUGAUGCUGUGUGCCUGACAUGCUGCUCCAGGGAUGUCAUAGUUAAAGUUGACCAGAUCUGUCACAAAAACAGCAUCAAAUUCUUCACUGGAGAUGUUUUUGGCUACCAUGGCUACACAUUUGCCAAUCUUGGAGAGCAUGAGUUUGUAGAGGAGAAAACCAAAGUUGCCAAAGUUAGCCAAGGAGUAGAAGAUGGACCUGACACCAAGAGAGCAAAACUUGAUUCAUCUGAGACUACAAUGGUCAAAAAGAAGGUGGUUUUCUGCCCUGUCAAAGAGGCACUAGAAGUGGACUGGAGCAGUGAGAAAGCAAAGGCUGCCCUGAAGCGUACAACCUCAGAUUACUUUCUCCUGCAAGUGCUUCUGAAAUUCCGCACAGAUAAAGGAAGAGAUCCUGGUUCGGAUACCUAUGGGGAAGAUUCAGAGUUGCUGCUUCACAUUCGAAAUGAUGUGCUUGACUCCCUGGGUGUGAGCCCUGACCUACUUCCUGACGACUUUGUCAGGUACUGCUUCUCCGAGAUGGCCCCGGUGUGCGCUGUGGUUGGUGGGAUCCUGGCCCAGGAAAUCGUGAAGGCUCUGUCGCAGCGGGAUCCCCCUCACAACAACUUCUUCUUCUUCGACGGCAUGAAGGGGAACGGGAUCGUCGAGUGCCUGGGCCCCAAGUGAGCCAACACCUAGCCCUCCGCCCUGGGAUGUGACUAAACCAUGUCCCCAUCCCCAGGAAGGCAUAGUGAGGUCACCAGCCCGGGGCAGGUUACUGGCCCGAAGCUGGAGCUGGAGCUGGAGCUGGUGCCACCUCUGCCCCAGCGCUGCUCAGGACCUAGGCUCCAGACGCUCCUGGAGCAUGGUCUGGGACAUACCCUUGGACAUCACCUCCCUGCCCGCGCCUCUGGGCCAUACCUGGACUUCCUCCCCGAGAUGAGUGCAGCCUUAGGUGAGGAGUAAGGCCUGAGCCGAGGGAUGCUCCAGCAAAACCCGCACCACUGACAGGUGCCGCAGGGGGCCAGCCAGAAUAUCCGUCCUCCGCAUCCCCAGAGUAUGCACCCUGGAAAACAACAGGUGGCUCUGAACUGGGUGCAACUUGCUUGGGUUUGGGAUUAGUGAGUUCCAGCCGGGAGGAAGAGCCCGGCCGACAGCCCAGUGCCCGCGGCAGUGCUCUGCUCACCCCUCAUCCGCAGCUGUCAGUGUUGUGCGGAUUUUCUACAUGGUUGUUUAACAAGGAGUGAUAAUAAAGUUAUUUGUUUUA
Messenger RNA from Cavia porcellus (domestic guinea pig), 1723 nucleotides. It is a transcript of the gene Sae1, whose product is annotated as SUMO1 activating enzyme subunit 1. Gene Ontology annotation, biological process: protein sumoylation. The record is from RefSeq and is a predicted model, not a curated record. Bases 103 to 1143 code for a protein of 346 amino acids. The transcript is spliced from 9 exons. Gene Ontology annotation, cellular component: SUMO activating enzyme complex; cytoplasm. Gene Ontology annotation, molecular function: SUMO activating enzyme activity. Lineage: Eukaryota; Metazoa; Chordata; Mammalia; Rodentia; Caviidae.